GUGGGAGUUUGUCCAUUUUGUGCAGGGCACGGUAGUGUCUGAGGGCCGAAUUCGUUCCGUCGUCAUGUUAUCUGGUACAGCACGGAAGAAGAGCAGCGGGAAGGCGGCCCCGGAGCUCCUGGUGUUCGGCUAUGCCUGCAAGCUGUUCCGGGACAACGAGAAGGCCUUGUACCACGAGCAUGGGAGGCACCUCAUCCCGUGGAUGGGAGACUCGCAGAUUCUGAUCGAUAGGUAUGAUGGACGUGGUCAUCUGCAUGACCUUUCCGACUAUGACACAGAGCACAACUCGUGGAACCGAAACUAUAAUUUAUCCGAGGAGGAGGCUCGAAUAGAGGCGUUAUGUGAUGAAGAGAGGUAUUUAGCGUUGCAUACGGACUUGCUUGAAGAGGAAGCAAGGCAAGAGGAAGAAUAUAAACGGCUAAGUGAAGCCCUGGCAGAAGAUGGGACAUAUAACUCUGUGAGCUUCCAAUACAAAAGUGACUAUUACGAUCCUUCCCAGCCCACAGAGGAAGAAGAGCCACAGAAAGACAAAGAUGACAAAGACUCAAGUGAUGUUGAAGAUAAUGAAGAGCCCUUCAUUGCACCAGAAGGGUUAAAUGUCCCACCUGAUGUUGAACUGCCACCAACAGCAAAAAUGCAUGCUAUUAUAGAACGCACAGCGAAUUUCGUCUGCAAACAGGGGGCUCAGUUUGAGAUCAUGUUAAAAGCCAAGCAAGCUCGAAACUCCCAGUUUGACUUCUUACGUUUUGAUCACUACCUCAACCCUUACUACAAGCACAUCCAGAAAGCCAUGAAAGAGGGACGCUAUACCACACUCGCAGAAAAACUGAACGAAGAGAAAAAAAAAGCUAUGGCUAACGGAGACAAAAACAGUGGAAAUGAUGAGGACGAUGAUGAUUACGAUGAAGACGGUGAUUACUUACAUCCAAGUCUUUUUGCUUCGAAGCGUUGUAGUAGAUUGGAAGAGAUUACCAAGCCCUUGAAAGUGAUGGAUCCUGACCACCCACUUGCAGCCCUUGUCAGAAAAGCACAGAAUGAGAAGAUGGCCUCUCAGUUGCCUGUGAAUGUUCCACCUGCUCCCACUACUGAGACAGAAAGCACAGCAGACACUUCUGUGACGUCUACUUAUUACAAUUACUACAUGUUACCUGAUGGGACGUACUGUCUUGCACCUCCACCACCAGGAAUGGACUCCAGUGCUUACUACAACCCGUUGCCAGCAGAAGACUGUGCACAAAUUGCUACUACAUCACAAUCCAGCAUCUCCCCAUCUCUAAAUAAUGGUGAAACCAGCCAAUUAUCCCAGGAAGUGCCUGCACCAAGCACAUUGGCCCCAGUGGUUGCCAUUAUCCCUCCGCCACCUGAUAUUCAGCCUGUCAUUGAUAAACUAGCACAGUAUGUGGCUCGAAAUGGACUUAAAUUUGAAACCAGCGUUCAGGCAAAGAAUGAUUCAAGGUUUGACUUUCUGCAGCCUUGGCAUCAGUAUAAUCCUUACUACGAAUUUAAGAAGCACUUUUUCAUGCAAAAAGAAGGCACGCUCAUUCCCCAGCCUUCCACAACAUCAGACGCUAAUGUUGUAUCUGCAUCACCCUCAGAGGGCAAUGUGAUACCAAGUAGUACUGUUCCAAGUGAUGGAAACAAUGUUGGUGCCACUGAUGCCAAAACUGACUGUGCUGGUAGCAAGCCUGCCAAUGAUGGAAAGCUCAUGAAAGUUUCCUUUGCUCCAAUAAGUUUUGCAAUAAAGGUGAAAGAAACCGACCUUCUGCCGCUUGAGAAAAACAGAGUAAAAUUAGAUGAUGACAGCGAGGAAGAGGAGGAUGGAGAAAGCAAAGAAGGCCAGCAAAGCAAGACCAGUAGCUAUUCAAAUAGCAACCAAUUAGUUAGUGCCGGGAACGCUGCAGUAGAAGAGAAGAGACCACAGUUAACUCCAGAGGAACUGGAAGCUAAGCAAGCAAAGCAAAAACUAGAGGACAGACUGGCAGCAGCUGCUAGGGAAAAACUGGCACAGGCAGCCAAAGAAUCGAAAGAGAAACAACUGCAAGCAGAACGCAAAAGGAAAGCUGCUCUUUUCCUGCAGACACUAAGGAAUCCAUUGGAAAUGGAGAUGGGAAGAACGGAGGAGAGUACCUUUAAUUCAGAGGCUGAGAACACCAUGAAUUAUGACUUGCUCCCAGAGGAUAUCAUUGUGCCUACAACAGAGUACCCUGUCACAGAGAGGUCCCCAAUUCGUGAAUUGCCACAUGAAGAAAAGGAGAAAAAGAAGAAAAGGAGGAAGAAGCGGUCCAGGUCAAGAUCUCAAUCUCCAAGAAUUCAUUAUGAAUCCAAAUCCCGAUCUCAUUCAAAAGUCAAGCAUUCCCUUCCCACAGCUUACAGAACAGUUAGGCGUUCCAGAUCACGUUCAAGAUCACCUAGAAAACCACCACAGUCUACAGAAAGAAGAAGAGAGGAAGACCGAGAAAGAGAUGUCUCAUGUUCUUAUCGCGUUGGACAAAACCCUGGAUACAGCAGUAAACGGUCACGGAGCCCACAUGGAAGUGGGAAGAAAAGAUACUCCAGAGCGGAGUCCAACUCCAAAGCAAGAUCUCGUUCCCGCUCACCCACCAGACCAGGGGCUCAGAGUUCAGUACACUCAAGUAUCUCUCCCAUGGAGAGCAGAGCAUCUCGUCAGGAAAAUUACAGGGAAAGGCCCCAGGACAAAGAUAGCCACAUUGCGUCUGAAAUUGUCUCUUCUGUACAGACCAAAAUAACUCAGGACUUAAUGGCUAAAGUAAGAGCAAUGCUGGCAGCCUCCAAGAACACGCGCACAGGAGCUUCCUGAUAUGGUCAAUUAUAGGGAAGUUAACCCCUGUGUCGCAGGCAGAUAUCCUAGAUGAGGGGUUUUCAUGCAUAAGCUGUAAUUCCACACAAUUUCCAUGUGAAAUUAGAUUUACAAAUGGUCAAUUUUUCAUUGACCUAUUCCAAUUCUUUGUUGCCGAAUUACAUUUCUCAUGAUUCUUAGCAAUAACCAUUGGAUGCUGCGUCCCCAGAUCUCACAUUUACAUCAUUGACUAAUUGAUAGGACAUCCGAGGACAUGUAGAUCAGCAACAUUUGUAGUUUUGAAGGAUACUCUAUAAAUUGACCAGCAGCUGCCAAUGUGUAUAUUUGUAUAUAAUAUGUUUGUCUAUUAAAGUGCUACAAAGUAAAAAAAAUAAAUGAGGUUUUUUUGAAGAGA
Bufo gargarizans (Asiatic toad) is the source of this 3212-nucleotide messenger RNA. It is a transcript of the gene SFSWAP, whose product is annotated as splicing factor SWAP. Gene Ontology annotation, biological process: mRNA 5'-splice site recognition; RNA processing. The transcript is spliced from 18 exons. The coding region runs from base 65 to 2818 and encodes 917 amino acids. The record is from RefSeq and is a predicted model, not a curated record. Gene Ontology annotation, molecular function: RNA binding. Lineage: Eukaryota; Metazoa; Chordata; Amphibia; Anura; Bufonidae.